GGAUUGACCGUGCACUAAAUGUCUGCAAAAAGGUGGUAGGGUGCUUCUCCUAUAGCUGGAGACGAAGGAGGGAGUUGUCCGAGGCCCAGAAAGAGCUCAAGCUCAAAACAAGCAAUGAUCGCCAGGGUAUUGGAACAACAGAGUGCCAUUUCUUUUGUUCUCUCCGCGGACAGAAAAGCCAGACACCUUGUCCCCACAUGGCAGGAUGUAGAGGUCCUUGAGGCGGUCAACAACUCCCUUUCUCCACUUGCUGAAUUCACGGAUGCUCUUUCAGGAGAGCAAUAUGUAAGUGUGUCAUAUGUGAAGCCUGUUCUUCAUUUGUUCAACAAUAAAAUCUUGGCAGAGAAAGAGGGAAAAACAGAACUGUCAAAAUGCAUCAAGAAAAAGAUCCUGGACUACCUGAAUAAUAAGUAUGAUGAUCCACUGACUCAAGAUUUGCUUGACAUGGCUUCUGCAAUUGAUCCCAGAUUCAAGCUCAAGUACGUCAAUGAGAACAGAGUUGAAGCUGUCAAGACUCGUUUGAGAGCUGAAAUGGCAUCAAUAUCUACUACAGUCAAGCCUCAACCAUCGGUGACUGUUAGAGAGGAUGCAGAUGACCAAAAUGCUCCAGCACUAAAGAAGACCAAAAAAACACUGGGCAGCUUCUUUAAAGUAGAUGAGGACCAGAGGCCAGCAUCGCCAUCUCUCAAUCUCCAAGACAUGGCCAUUACUGCAGAGCUACAGUCUUAUUUUCUAUCUGCUGCUGUUGAUAGUGAAGAGGAUCCUUUGGUCUGGUGGAAGGAACCUGCAAAACAAUUCCCAGCACUAUCCAAGUUGGCACAAAAGUAUUUGUGCAUUCCUGCCACAAGCUCUCCCUCGGAAAGAGUAUUCAGCACUGGAGGAAACAUUGUGAAUUGUUUGCGUGCAUCCCUAAAGCCUGAAAGUGUGGACAGGCUUGUGUUCCUAGCCAAAAAUCUUUAAAAGUCUAACUUGAUGUCGUUCAUUCCUGAAACCUUGAAGUUUUUUUAUGUCUUGUGUUCUAGGCCAAAAUACUUCAUAUGGCAAACUAAGUUUUUUUCUUUCUACAGGUUAUCUUGAGUUUUUCUAUUGUUUUAAUUUUAG
This is a messenger RNA of Carassius auratus (goldfish), 1101 nucleotides long. Its product is annotated as zinc finger BED domain-containing protein 1-like. Gene Ontology annotation, biological process: regulation of transcription by RNA polymerase II. Gene Ontology annotation, cellular component: nucleus. Bases 115 to 960 code for a protein of 281 amino acids. NCBI's taxonomy places the organism in Eukaryota, Metazoa, Chordata, Actinopteri, Cypriniformes, Cyprinidae. The transcript is spliced from 3 exons. The record is from RefSeq and is a predicted model, not a curated record. Gene Ontology annotation, molecular function: protein dimerization activity.